AAACCCAAAAAAAGAGAAAAAGACCAAUUUACUCAGCUCUCUCUCCUCUCUCUCUCUCUCUCUAAGGCUUCAUCUUCGUCAGCGGCUCACGGCGACUAUAGAGCCCUAAGCAGAACCGUUGGAAUCUGAGACAAUGCCACUGAAAUGGGUUUUGCAUUGGCAGCCCAAUGCAGGGACGACAGUAAACAGCCAAAUCAUCAACGAAGUAACGCAGUGCGUUGAGAGCUUCAAUGGCGUUAAGGAAGGCAGGUGGAAAGCCACUAUCACCUUCUACAAACCCAUGAUUCGAGAGCAGGCUUUAGCAGGGGACUUCCCGCGUGAUUUUCUGGGGAUUGCGCUGCCGGAGCAACCGAACAAGUACUACCUUAUAAUCCGAUUGCAGCGCAUAGUCCUUGAGGCUGAUUCAUCUAUUCAGAUGAUUAUGGAGAAAUUACAGUCUUACAAAUCGAGGGUCUCUCUUAAUUUUGAGGGAUUUCAAUAUCAACUUGGGGACUUCCAAUUAAGAGUGGGGAAAGUUCUUCCUACUCAUUCUGAAAAUUUGAGAGGAAUAGUUAUGGAGGUGGAGUACCUUCCCAUUUCUUCGAUGGAAAAAGCGAGGCAAGUCAUGGAAGACUUUAUGGAUAUAUGGCAACAGGCUUUGUCAAAAAGAUCAUUACCAGGGCACUUUAUGCACAUGGAACCAAACUUUGCUGAGUAUGGCCUUGCAGACCAGUAUACUUCACAACAUACUGCUGUCCAGUAUGCUACUGUUAUGGCUCAACUAAUUGCAACAGUGCAGGCAGUGCAAGCAAGAAACUAGGAAAUGAAUAAGAAGAAUUUGUUGUUUGUCACUUGUCAACUGGUUUUAUGAAUGGAUAACUUCAAUCCCAGUUUCUUUGGGACUCACACUCCCUCUGUUUGGAUAGAAGAAAAUGAGGGAGGAACGAGGGUCUGUACACAGGUUUGAUUGUUCAUGGAAGACAAAAAAGUAAAGGGUUGGGUUCUUUAAAUGGAAAAAUAGACUUCGUCAUUACCCUUUGUACAUCACAUUGUUAACUUAUGCUUUCGAGUAAAGCUGCUUCUCCAUUUACUU
Messenger RNA from Prunus dulcis (almond), 1072 nucleotides. RefSeq names its product mediator of RNA polymerase II transcription subunit 20a. Gene Ontology annotation, molecular function: transcription coactivator activity. The transcript has 5 exons. Lineage: Eukaryota; Viridiplantae; Streptophyta; Magnoliopsida; Rosales; Rosaceae. The coding region runs from base 134 to 799 and encodes 221 amino acids. Gene Ontology annotation, cellular component: mediator complex. The record is from RefSeq and is a predicted model, not a curated record. Gene Ontology annotation, biological process: regulation of transcription by RNA polymerase II.